UUUAUAUUGAAUACAUGACAUGAAGUUGAUUGUGAUGUGAAAUAGGUUUGGUUUUAAUAAGAAAAUAUCAAAUGAUUUUGAAUUAGACAGAAUGACCAGAGACGACAAACUAUUUUUCCACAAAACAGUUCAGCAUUUAGCAAGAUCCCUAGCUAAUAUUAAAAAUACUCCUUGGAGUAAAGUUCAAACUUUGUUCUCACUUUGUCCUUCUGAUCCACAAAAUGGUACAUUCAUUAUAAAUUGUCGGCAACAAGAUGCUGUAAUUGCUCUUGGCAUUUAUUUUUUGGAAUCUGGGCUCCAACACAAGUGUAUUAUAUUACCAUAUUUACUAAAACUUGUUAAACUGAUCGAAAAAGCACAGUGGCAGGAUGAAAUCAAAUUAAAUCCAACAGAUCGAAUACCUAUAGCAGAAAAGUUUAGUUUUUGUCUUCACACCCUUCUGAGUGACAUAGCAGUAAGAUGCGAAGACGAGAGAAACGAUAUUUUAAAUGUUCAGGUAGACAGCUUAACAUCUCUGACGAAUCAAGUACUAAAAAUACAAGAUUCAACCAACAGAAACAGUGCCAGCAAAUUGUUUUUGUGCAAAACAACUUUACCUGUCCUUAUUGGCCUGGCUAGAGCAAUGGGAAGGUUCUGUCUAAAUGACCCCCCUUUAAUUUGUCGAAUUUUUCCUAAACCUGAACCACCUUUGAGUCCAGGAGCUGCAAGGGAAGAAAAUAUACAUAAAAGAAGUUUUAGUAGUUUUAGAAACAUUAUUCCAAGGAGUUUAUCAGGGAAUCUCCAUGCUACUGUUGAUAUUUUGGCUGUUACUACUGGUGGAUAUGACACUUCAGACGUCGCAUUCAACUCGAGCUCACUAAAACGAGGCAUGUCGAUCAAACACAAUACAGGCCCUUAUGAUGCGAAAACAUAUUUUUUUAGUAAAUUUGGUUCCAGUUUCAAUCAAUUUCCACAUUUGAGACUAAAUGAAACGAACGACAAAAAAACACAAGUAAUAUUUUCCCAACCUCACCUUUCUACCAUUUUAACUCUUAGUAAGAUGCUAUUGACCAAAGAUAUGUUGAGUAUAUUAGACGAGCAAAGCUUAGAAGUAAGUUCAACAGGAAAAAUUCAAAUUUUUCCAUAUAAAACGUUUUCCGAAACUAUAAAUUUAGUCAUGGUGACACUGAUGAGAGAAUUGCUGCAACCACAUAAAGACUUGCCUGUGCCAUUUACUAAAGAUGUUCAGGAGUUUGUUAAAGGACUUUAUUUGAAUGGUCAGACAGAGCUUCAAAGCAGAAAUCAUGAUGCUAGUGAAAAAGAAGAUAGAGAAAAUAAUUAUGCAUUAGUGAAUAAAUUUAAACUUAAUGUCAUGGCAAAUGCGGCUUGUGUGGAAUUACUAGUUUGGGCAAUUGGAGAUGAAACAGGAGCAGAUAGUUUAUGUGGUAGAUUAACAGAAAAAAUAAAUUCAAACCAUGGUUACAGAUUGGUCAUAGCACACAUGCCACUUCUGAUGGUAUGCCUAGAAGGUUUGGGUAAUUUGGCUCAGAAGUUUCCAAACAUAGCUUCAACAUCAAUCUACUGUUUAAGAGACUUUUUAAUUACUCCAUCUCCGAUUUUAUCAAAAUUACAUCGACAAGCGAACGAAAAAAGCAAUAAAGAACAUGUAAAGAUAACAGCACAAGGCAAUCAAUUAAAAGCAGAAUCAUCAAAAGCUUCAUCUCCUAUUCAAACCGCUUUCGAAAGAUUAAGAGAUGCAGCCAUAGAAAAUUUAUGUAUAGCACUUAGUGCUGCCCAUAUUUUAGAUCCUGAUUGUGUAAGAGCAUUAGUAGCUUCAGUUUCAAACAGGUUAUUUACUGCUGAAAAAAGUGAUAGUGAAUCAACUUUGAUUUCAACAAACAUUGUAAUAAUGUUAGGUCACGUAGCGGUUUCCAUGAAAGGAACCCCAAAGACUACGGAUACUAUUCUGCAUUUUUUCCAACAGAGGUUUUGUAGAGUACCUUCAGCUUUGGAUACUUUAAUAGUGGAUCAAUUGGGAUGUAUGAUUAUUUCUCAAUGCGAACCGCACGUGUAUGAAGUAGUUAUGAAGAUGUUUACAAUGAUAACUGUAGAAAGUGGCAGUACUGCAUAUGGAAAUACAACAAAUGAUAAAACACAGUACAGACAUGUAUCACGACCUGUGAUCAACGCUUUGGCCAAUAUUGCAGAUAAUAUUGCAGGAGAAUCUCAGAUGAAUGAAUUACUUGGACGACUUUUAGAACUUUUUGUACAAUUAGGACUGGAAGGCAAAAGAGCAAGUGACAAAUCUCCAGGCGCUUUGAAAGCUUCCAGUUCCGCCGGAAAUUUGGGAGUAUUGAUACCAGUAAUAGCGGUGUUAUUGAGACGACUACCACCCAUAAAAAAUCCCAAACCUCGAAUCCAUAAACUAUUUCGAGAUUUUUGGCUGUACUGUGUAAUUAUGGGAUUUACAGCAUCCGAUUCAGGUCUCUGGCCUCAAGAAUGGUAUGAAAGUGUAAAAGAAAUAGCUGUAAAAUCACCUACUCUAAUAUCAUUUAUGUCUAGUAGAUCUGAAAUGCGUGAAUUACAAAUUACUAGUGCAGUUAGAAAUGAGAGCGUAUCUGUCAAUGAAUUACAUGAAUUAAGAACACAAAUUUUGGAUUUAUUGAAACAUCCUGCAGAUAUAACCGCAUAUGUCAAUAAAUUAUCUUUUGCUCAAUGCACAUUUUUGUUGAGUGUCUAUUGGGUAGAAACCUUAAGGGUUGCUCAUUCUGGCGAGCCCAGCUUAGUUCCCAUUAUUGCAGAUUAUUUAAGUGACUCCGCAUUACAGAAAGACAAAGCUGGAAUGUGGAAUUGUGUUCAAUCUGUUAGCGAAAGGGUUUUUGAAAAAUUCUUAGAAGUAAUGAAAGACAGACCCAAAAACGAAUCUAGAGAGUUGGAUUUAGAAGAACACGCCCAGUUCUUGUUGGUAAAUUUCAACCAUCAACAUAAGCAAAUUCGAAGAGUUUCUGAUAAAUUUUUGGCCAGUUUGAUUGAUAAGUUUCCACAUCUUUUGUGGAGUAGAAGAGUGCUUUGGACAUUGUUGGAUAUCAUGCAAGUAUUGUCACGUUCUCUAGAAAUAGAUCCUAAUCAAGAAACACCAACGUUAAGGAUACCACAAACUCGAUAUACUAUUCAACUCAUGGAUACUUUGGAAGCAAGAGAGACUAUUGUAAAAGAUUUUGCUGCUAACGCUGAACGUAUAAUAAAAGAAGCAUUAAAAUGGACUCCUCAUUGGACAAGAUCUCAUCUUCAAGAGUAUAUAAAUCAAAUACCUGUAGAUGGAAUGUGGCACCACACUGGUUUGUCUAUGGCUCUAGAAUCGAUCCUUCAAUGGGGCCCUCCAAAUAUACAAAGUGCAUACUUGACUUCGAGCAUCCUCGAAAAGAGACCCAAAUGUGUUAAAAGUGAUUCUUCAAAAUUGCUUACAGUUUCUUCAAUGAGAUCUAGAUACAUCGGAGAGGUGAUUGGUAUGGAAUUUGGAAAGGACAAAAAUCUUUUAGUAAAUGAAAUCAUGAAUCGUGUGUGGACAGCCUGUAAAGAAAGAUCGGACAAUCUACAUAGGGAUGCUUUGUGGCAAGCUACAGCAUUACUUAUAUCUACUAGAGAUUUGAAUCGAAGUUUGUUACAUUGCAUAGCAUGGUCUCAGGUGGAGCUAUUUACAGUAGAAGCCAUGAGAACUGCUGUAGAAUGUUGGCAAUGGUUAAUAACUGCAAGACCAGAACUGGAGAUUAGAUUUUUACAAGAAAUGGUUGCAGCUUGGAUAUGUACUGUUCAAAAGAAACUUGGCUUGUUCUCUGUUGCUAGACCUCAAACUAGUCCAUUAGCCGCAUAUGAAGGUUGCCGUUUGGAACCGGAUCCACCUUUUGUAAAACCACAUGCUAUUUGGGUUCAAUUUAUUUGCGAAUUAGUAGAAACAAUAAAAUAUAGUAGUUAUGAAAAAGUUGAAAUGAUAAGCAGUUUGAUACAUCAUUCAUUAACUAUGAACGUCGGUGCUGAUCCUCCAUCUCAAACUAGACAUAUUUCAGCAAUCGGAGUUAGAUUCAAACUUCUCUCCUGUGGUUUGUCAUUAUUACAAGGGGAUAUUUUGCCUAAGAGUUUAGGGAAGAACGUACUUAGAGAACGAAUUUAUUGUAGUUGCUUGGAUUAUUUUUGUAAACCAGUCACGUGUCCAUCACAGGAACCUGCAGACUUAAGAGAAGAUAUAUCUACAUUAAUAAAAUUUUGGCAAACUUUACAUUCCGAUAAAAAGUACCUUAAAGCUAGUGAUGUAGGAGAGGUUGAAUUCACACCUAAUGUAACUACUACAGCACAAGGCAAUGAAUUAUCAAAACCCAACGACUUCAACAAAGUCCCAACUGGAUGGAUUAACACUGUACCUCUUUCAAGUAGUAGUACUACUUUAAGUAGAAGAUCGGCUAAAUCGGCUAAACGAAUGCCAGUUGCUGAUAAUUUUGUUAAAUGUUAUCUAAAAAAGAGAAAUCUUAUUUUGGAAUUAUUGGCUGUGGAGAUCGAAUUCCUUAUAGUAUGGCAUAAUCCAGGACUUAGACCUGAAAUUCAAAUAACGGGUGAAGAAAAUGUUGCUUUUUGGAGAGCUAAAACAAUUACUGAAAAACAGUGGCACGAUUAUACACGUUUGGCUUGGGAUAUAUCACCUGUUUUAGCUGUUUUUCUACCAAAAAGGUUUAGAAUGAACGAUGCUAUUAUAAACGAAGUAAAAAACUUGGUACAAAUGAAUCCAACAGCAGUUGCUCAUGUUGCCGAAGCCCUACAAUAUUUAGUUACCACUGAAUCUAUUUUAAGUGAUAGUCCCAAGUUAGUAAAUAUGCUCACUUGGGCCCGUAUUUCCCCUAUACAGGCGUUGGCAUUCUUCAGUCGACAAUUUCCAUCCCAUCCAAUAUCUGCACAGUAUGCCGUAAGAGUGCUAAGUUCGUAUCCUGCCGACGCAGUAUUAUUUUACAUUCCACAACUUGUACAAGCUCUUAGACAUGACAAAAUGGGUUAUGCGACUGAAUUCAUCAAAUAUAUAGCUAAAAAAUCACAAAUAGUUGCCCAUCAACUGAUAUGGAACAUGAAAACCAACAUGUUUGUAGAUGAAGAUAUGCAACAGAAAGACCCUGCCAUCUAUGAAAUUUUAGAAUCUCUAGUAAAUAGUAUUGUUAGUGAACUUUCUGGCCCAGCGAAACUGUUCUAUGAAAGAGAAUUUGACUUUUUCGAUAAAAUCACCAAUAUUUCUGGAGAAAUUCGCCCGUUCCCUAAAGGUAUCGAACGAAAGAGAGCAUGUCUAGAAGCUUUGAGUAAAAUAAAAGUUCAACCUGGAUGUUACUUACCCAGCAAUCCCGAAGCUAUGGUUAUCGAUAUAGAUUAUAAAAGUGGUACUCCUAUGCAAAGUGCGGCUAAAGCUCCUUACUUAGCUAGAUUUAAGGUUGCUAAAUGUGGUAUAAAUGAAUUAGAAAAUAUAGCAAUGGAUGUAUCAACAAAUCAGAUUAGGGAACAAAGUCUUGGUGCGGAAAUGUGGCAGGCUGCAAUAUUUAAAGUCGGCGAUGAUGUAAGACAAGAUAUGUUAGCUUUACAAGUUAUUGGAAUAUUCAAAAAUAUUUUUCAAACUGUCGGCUUAGAAUUGUAUUUGUUUCCUUACAGGGUUGUCGCUACGGCUCCAGGGUGUGGUGUUAUAGAAUGCGUUCCAAAUGCAAAAUCUAGAGAUCAGUUAGGGAGACAAACAGAUAUAGGAAUGUACGAGUAUUUUUUAAAAAAAUAUGGAGAUGAAAGUACUAAAGAUUUCCAGAAUGCUAGGAGAAAUUUUAUUAUAUCAAUGGCUGCAUACAGUGUCAUUGGUUUCUUAUUACAGAUUAAAGAUAGACACAACGGGAAUAUUAUGUUGGAUACUGAUGGACACAUUAUACAUAUUGAUUUUGGAUUUAUGUUUGAAUCCUCUCCUGGUGGAAAUCUCGGUUUUGAACCUGAUAUUAAAUUGACAGACGAAAUGGUAAUGAUUAUGGGUGGUAAAAUGGAAGCUCCUCCAUUUAAAUGGUUUUCUGAUUUGUGUGUUCAAGCGUACCUAGCAGUGAGGCCUCAAUGUGAAGCUAUCAUAUCUUUGGUAUCUCUAAUGUUAGAUACUGGCCUACCAUGUUUUAGAGGACAAACCAUUAAAUUACUCCGUGGUCGUUUUAGCCCCGGAGCUACAGAUAAAGAAGCUGCAAAUUAUAUGUUACAGAUAAUCAGGAACAGUUUCCUUAAUUUCAGGACACGUACUUACGACAUGAUACAGUAUUAUCAAAAUCAAAUUCCAUAUUAGAUAAUAGUUUUAUUAUUCUUCAGAAGUCUAUGGGUAAUAUAAGUAUAAAUAGAACAAGAAAAUUUGUGAGAUAUCCGGAAAGUGAAAAUAUUUAUGAGAAAAAAAUUGAUGAAAUUUCUUAUAAAACAUCAGUUACUCCAAAAUUAAGAAACUAAGUAGCAUAGAGAGUAUCUUACAAAUUUUGUGAAUAACUAGACCUAAAUAUAGGUAUAAAAAAUGUGCAGUUAUAUAAAAUUAAUUCUUUAUUUUUCAACUAUUUUCAAUUUAUUUUUGAACUGUAACUGUAUGUUACAGUAAAAGUAAUAAAUUUGGUGAUUAUGCAUAAUCACCACUGAAUUUGAUAAAUAUGACAAAAUAUCUAUUAAAUUUACGGUUUAGCUUAUAAAAUCUCCAACUUUACGAAAAUUCAUUCAGUUUUCUCAACAGCUUGGCACAUGACAACCACGUGAUUACAGAAGUAGCUGGUAUGCUAGAGCGUUUUAAUUCCAAAUUAUUUAAUUUUAAGGAAUCUAAGAAAACAAACAAAAUCUGAUGUUAUAUCUGAUCAUCCAUCAGUGUUUAAAAUGAUGUUAUGCUUAUAAAAAGUGUAGCUUCUGGUAUGAAAUUUACUUCAAUUAUAUUUUAUGACGCUGUUUAAGAUCUGUAUUACUUUUGCGGAUAUAAAGUAAUGAAUAAUUAUAAAUAAGUCAUUAUAUUUAUCACAUUUACCAUUACGACUUGGAUAUUUCCCAGAUUUAGUGGUGAUUAUGAUGAUAAGCCCAAAUGUAAAAAAACUGGCAAGCUUAUUAAUUCUAAAACAGUCUUAAUAUGUCUAAAAAAGUAAACUUACAUGUAAAUGCAAAUAUAUUAUUUUCUCCUAUAGAAUAUGGGUUUGGUUUAUUUCUACAGAAAAAUCCGAAUUUAUCUCAAUCCCCAUUACAAGUUAGGGAUUUUAUAAAAUACUAAAUGGUAAAUCUGAUAAAUAUGAAAUAAUUUAUCAUAUUUACCAAAUUCAGUGGUAAUUUUAUAUAAUCACCGAUUUAUCAUUUUUACUGAAACAUAUGUAUAAGAUAAUUCAUUUAAUAAUUAUGUAGCAAAAAAAUGUAAUAUUCUUUAAACCGUGGUUAAAAAUAAAAUUUAAUUUCAUUAAUUGUACACAAUGUAUAAAUUUUAAUUGAAUGUUUAAUUUUAAAUUGAAUUUCUUAUUGUACUUCAAACUAAAUGUAUAUAAAUGAAAAAGAAAUAAUACUGUGAUAGGUACAGAAAACAUUUACAUAAAUAUUCUGGAUUGAAACUUGUUAUUAUAUCAAUUGUUAUGUAUUUAAUUUGAAUAGUUGUUUCUAUUGAUGUUGAAUAUCUAAUUAUCAUGUUCCUUUUUGCAUGCAGCCAAAUUUUAUUUCUAAUGUAUUACCAUGGUCAUUUACCUGAGACAAUAGUUGCUUUCUUUUUGAAUGAAUCUCAGAUAAUUUGAACUUAUUUAAGUGUAGCUUAUUGAAUUCUACAUCCCAUUUAAUAUUACUCAAAUCAGAUGAAUUGAGAUAUUUACAUCCCAUCUUACCAAUGCAGCACCAACUUUUGUUUUACGGAAAUAACUCAGUUCAGUUUUUUGACGAGUUAUUGAAAAGUUUGAGGGUACAUUUACUUGAUUUUGAUUAGUGUCUAGUGAUUAACAUCGUCGUUAAUAUUUGCGAAUUUAUUUUAAUUUUUUAUGUGCAUUUUGGGUUAGAAUACAAUAAACUGAUUGAAUGUCUCAGUUUGUCAACCCAUUUGAUCCACCACAUCAAAGAGAGUGAUUUGAUUGGCAGCGAUAUGGAAUUUUAAUAUUCUCAUGUGCCCCUCCGCUCGCAAAUUUGUAACACGAGCGACUAGUUACGGCAACACCGAUAUAUUGGCGUAUUUUGUCAACAUAGUUUCUAAUUCUGUGCUUGUGCUGUCAAUUAAACGCCGACCUAAAACCAUUUUUUUACAGUAGCAGUUUAUGAGGAGACAAAUAGAGCAGCAUGAGUGCAGUUAAUGCAUCCAAUUAUACCAGGUACAUUAUAUUUUAAAGAGAAUCUCAAAUAUUUCAAAUUUACAUUCAACUGAAAAUAAAUCAUAAUUAUCAUAAUAAAUCGUAAUUUUUUCUUCUAAUAUCAAUUAACUCCGGAGUUGUUUGGGGGAAUUUUUUGAAUGUAUCCAUUAUUUCCUAUCUAUUGAAUACCUCAAUAAUUUUGUGAUUGCUCGACUCAGUGACGAUUGGGAUAUACCCAAACAAUCAUUAUUACCUAUAUCUUGCUGGUAACUACCAGUACCAAAAAACUUCUUAUCAGUAACAAACAUGGUAAUUAGUAUCAAAAAGCCUCUUAUAUUUAAGUUUAUUUCAAAAAAUUUGCUUGUAAAGCUUUCAAAUAAUUUUUAAUCGUACGAUUGCAACUAAAAUUACCAACUGCGUUGAACUAAUACUGUCCUUAAUCACUCUAAUAAUCAAUGGCACCAAAUAGUUUAACUUUGUAUUUAUUUGAAGGGAAGAUAGCUAAUCGAAGGGAUUCUAGCGGUUUUUGAUUGGGGAUUUAGGGAGAUAAAUUAUUAAGAGUUGGGAACACUGUUUGCAUUAAAAUUGUUGCGGUUGACACAAAGGGUCAUUUUUAGGGCGUGGAUUUUUUUAAAAGAAGAUAAAAACCAUCAACUUCAUGCUAUUCAAUGAACUUUCUUAUCCAAAUUUCAGUUUAAUUAUUUUCAAUUGCUUUAAUUUUCUCAUUCAAUAAUUUUUUUAUUCAAAUUUAUGUUGCUUGUAACGAUUCUAGCUUCAAGACAGUAAUUAACGUCAACUAUAAGAUAUUAAUAUUUUUAUAAUUUUUUAAUAACGACUGUAUUUAUUGAAAAGUUUAAUAUUGAUUCAUAUUUAGCUAUAUUUAGAUUAGGUGGGUUUGUUGUAUAUGUAAUUAACAUGGAAAUCAAGUGAUUUUAUUUCCGUUAAAAAUUUCCGACAUAAUUAUGUAUAUUGUUUUUUAAUUUGUAUCAUUUCAUCAGGAAUUGUUAGCUGAAGGUCACGCGAACGUUCGAUGGCACAGGUACAUUAAAAUGUACAAUUUUCACUAUUAUCCUUUCGUUUUAAAAAUAUUGAAAUUAUCCUUACUUAGUGUACUUGCCUUUUCUACAGAAUUCAGUUCAUUCAUUAAUUCGUAAAUUUAAGAAAAAAAUGUUUAUGAACAACAAAUUAAAUAUAAAUUUCGGAAAUGGAACUCGUCCUAUUUCAAUUUUUUUUAUUCUCAUUGUAUUUUAUCUAUUAUAGUGCCCAGAUAAUUGAAUUUCUUCGUUUAUAAAAAUCCUUUUAUUAUCUUCUACUCUUUGUACUAAUUUUUUGUCAAUUUUUCAAUCAUAUUAAUGCUUAUUUGUUUUUUUUUGUGUGUAUAAUUCACUUCAUAUUUCUUACUAUUUACAAUGUCUUGUUAACCAAAACAUAAUUAUUAUGGAAUCAAUUAAUAACCUAAGUAAGAGGUAGCUGCAGUUUUAUUUGUAUUCAAGUAUGCUUACAAUCGAUAACUUCUAGCUCAAUUAUUGUAUGACUACAAUUCAGAUUUAAUAAAUAUAACAUUGAAAGCACUCACAAUGCUAUGCAAAAACUAAUGUGAUCUAUCCUUCUGAUUUACAAUCUUACUUUUACAUAAAAUUGGGCUAUAGAAAUGUUUUAGAGGUGUUUUAUAUUUCCAGAUAUUUGCUUUUAGUUUUUGCCUUUUUGUAUAUAU
This is a messenger RNA of Diorhabda carinulata, 10014 nucleotides long. It is a transcript of the gene Pi4KIIIalpha, whose product is annotated as phosphatidylinositol 4-kinase alpha. Bases 92 to 6310 code for a protein of 2072 amino acids. NCBI's taxonomy places the organism in Eukaryota, Metazoa, Arthropoda, Insecta, Coleoptera, Chrysomelidae. Gene Ontology annotation, cellular component: cytoplasm; plasma membrane. Gene Ontology annotation, biological process: phosphatidylinositol phosphate biosynthetic process; phosphatidylinositol-mediated signaling. The transcript has 29 exons. Gene Ontology annotation, molecular function: 1-phosphatidylinositol 4-kinase activity. The record is from RefSeq and is a predicted model, not a curated record.